This is a messenger RNA of Wyeomyia smithii (pitcher-plant mosquito), 2371 nucleotides long. It is a transcript of the gene Cnb, whose product is annotated as protein BCAP. Lineage: Eukaryota; Metazoa; Arthropoda; Insecta; Diptera; Culicidae. The transcript is spliced from 2 exons. The record is from RefSeq and is a predicted model, not a curated record. Gene Ontology annotation, cellular component: centriole; centrosome. Gene Ontology annotation, biological process: centriole replication; mitotic cytokinetic process; regulation of cilium assembly. The coding region runs from base 114 to 2303 and encodes 729 amino acids.
ACGUGUAAAAAUUGUUUUGUUUGGGUCCGCUUGAGGCGUUGUUUUGUGUUAAGCAGAUUGUUCGAAUUAAUAUCUAAUUUUUACACUUUUCCCAUUAGAAAUCUAAAAAUGUGAUGAGUGAUUCCGAUGAUACUGAUGUUUUGUUACUAAUUCCGCCGGAUUAUUUUAAUAAGGUCGAAACGGCUUCCGCAAUCCCGAUCGCACAACAUCCCGCCGGAAGUUUUACUUCAUAUAGCGAAUUUGCACGGCUGACAGAGCUGCAGGACACCAGUCGGUGGUCGAUGUCAUAUGUACCUAGUAAUAACGAGUCCCAUUCGGGGAUUCAAUCGUACCGCAGUUCAAUUGCUACAGCAGCCACCAAUCCCAUUGAAGGAUUGAAUAGCGCUGCAGGCAGCUCUUACGGAUAUCAUAAUCUAUACUCUUCAACGCCCCUCAAAGGACCUUCGGAAGCCCAAUCGAAACCGCAACUUUCAAGUAACAACCAGCAUGUGCUCAACGAAAUUGACCAUUUUCUCAAAGUUGGUAACAAUCAAGCUGGCUUACAGCAUGCUCCGGUGGAAGUUGAGAAAAGUCCAAAUAAUUCUAUUAUUGACAUGAAUAACAUUUCCUUGCGGGAGUUUCCUUCUCUCACGGCUAGCGAUUUUCAUAGCUUCAAUAAAACAACCGUGCCGCAGAAACCUCCCCGCAAAGAUCCUCCGGUACCGUCUGUGGUGAGUAAACUGUCGUCGAUUAGCACUCGAACGCCGCUUCUCAGCUUGAGUGAGAUUUGGAACAGUAAUGCGGUCAAUCAAGAAAGCUCCAAGAUACAAGAAGAGCGCUUACGAAGGCAGCACUGUGAGCGUAACAUUCAAGCCCUACAGGCUAGGCUAUUGGAAUACGAACAGAAGAUCGCGGUAGCCAUCGAUGUGGACAAAGAGAAAGAGGGGAUUAUCCUAAAGUUAGAGGAUAAUGCAAUCCGUUUGGAGCGUCGAGUGCGCGAGUUGAAGCAAACACAUGCCGAGAGUAAUGAAAAGCUGUUACAAGAAAAUCUUGAAAUCAAAAACAAAAAUUUAUUUCUUGAAAAAGAACUAUCGGAUACGAUAGCUACCAUCCGGCAGUUGCAAGACCGAAACGAAUGCCUUGAAUCUAAAAUAGAGAGUAUAACAAGUGCAAAUCGAGAUGCGUCUGACGUUCAUAAAAAUCAAUUGAAAGAUCUGGAAAUACGACUUUCCAACAGCAAAGAGAGUGAACGGAAUCUGAAGGAGCAGUUGACUAAACUAAGGAAGUCUAAUGAUCAGCUAAAAGACGAGCUCGAGGUAGAACGAAAGAAGGCGGAAGAAUGUAACAAACUGAGGGCAGAUUUUGCGUCACUGAAAGUCAAAGCGGAAAAUUUAAAUCGUAAACUGAAUGAGUCGAACACUCAAAAUGAAUACUACAAAACACAAAUUCAAGACAUAAAAACUCAAAGUGAGACUCACUUACAGGAAAAAAGGAAUCUGCUGAAAGAGUUAGAUGUACAAAGGCUUUCUCUGAAGAAAUACUACCAGUCACAGCUGGAAGAUGUUGUAGCCGACAAGCUGAAGGAGUUCCAGAAACAGCUGAAGAAUGUCGAGGAACAGCUAAACGAUGAAGCGAAGCGCAAAGAAAGAUUAUUAGCGGAAAGGGCGAUCAAGCAAAUUGAGUUAAUCAAUCAAACUAACGAACAAGAGAUUAAACUUUUGAAUGAAAAAUACAGCGAGCAGGAAUCUCUUUAUCGACUUCAGCUGGCAAAUUCAUCCAAAACUAUCCACGAGUUGGAGGAUAAACUAGCUUCUUAUCAAAAUCGGCGGGCUGACAUUGCCGAGCAGUUGCACUCGAUCAUGGAGACUCAAUGGCAAAAAGCACUUGAUGUGCUCACAUCACCAUCUGCCACGAUCUGCGACCGGGGUAAUCAGCAAACACAGACGUCCCGGUUUAGUAAAUUAUGCGUUGAUCAUAUCGACAAAGAUCAACUGGAUGGUGUUAGAACGCUCAAAAGCGUUGCCGAGAAUGAAACUUUCCAGACACCGAUCAGCAGCCGUCAGCAAAAGUCGACGCGAAGUCCUAGCGAAAGAAGCACCUUGCCAAAAGAUUUACUCCAUAACUACAUCGAGUUGUUGUUGGAGAAAUCACCGAGUGAUUUGAGGGAUUUGGAACAUAUACUGGCAGCCGGUGGUAGGGAAGAAUCUAAAGACUGCAAGGAACGAACGUUGGUAUCGGCUAGCGGGAAGCCACACUCAAUGGACGCAUUCUCGAAUGGUAACUUAAGUAGAACAAUUGGUAAGACCCCACGCCCGUGGAGGUGAAUUUGUGUUAGAUUUUAUUGUAAUAUAUUUUUUUUGAAAUAUAUAGAUUAAAUUAUUUUUUAAAACGA